AUGCCCGCGCAUAUGGCGCCCUCGCCAAGCGCCCAACCUAACAGCAAACGUCAACGAAAGGUACCCUCGGAUGGUGGCUCCCCAAUGAAUCGAAUCAGUCCCGAGACUAUUCCUGAUGUCGUCAUGAAUGGUCCGCUCUCGGGCGGCAAGCCCUCGCAAAGCAGCAACUUUCGCAAUGUGAGCGCCUGCAACAGAUGCCGCCUGCGCAAAAAUCGCUGCGACCAGAAACUUCCCAGUUGCGCAAGCUGCGCCAAAGCUAGCGUUGCAUGCGUUGGUUAUGAUCCAAUUACGAAAAAAGAGAUCCCGCGCAGUUAUGUAUUCUAUCUCGAAACUCGGGUCGAGCAGCUCGAAAAACUACUUUCUUCAAACGGUAUUCCAUAUCCGCCCGCAGAGAAUCUGGAACUCUGUUCCCGUCCGAGCGCCGACACUGCUCCGCGAGAUUCGGGCUCCGCCAAUGGCGCCGCUUCGGAGCAGGCUUUAAAUAACGCGCGAAACCAGUCGUUGACGGCGAAAAAGGAAGGACAGAGCCCGGCUAUGAUGAAUUUGGUCGGCACUUCGAAACCGAAAUCCCUGGCUUCGGCAUCCGGCGUUUCAUUCGCCAGAGUUGUUUUCGCCGCUGUCCAAUAUUCUGUGUCUGACCAACAUGGACCUACAGAGCGACCAGCGGGAGGCCCUGCUACCUCAAUGCGCGACUCAUUCUUUGGCCUUCACACGAGGCCAACCAUCCAGCCAGCCCCAUUUCCAAAUCGCGAAGUUGGAAUGAGACUCGUGACCCUAUAUUUUGAGCAUGCCAACCCACAGAUCCCAAUCCUUCAUCGUGGCGAAUUCAUGCACAUGUUUGAGCAAGCCUAUGCCAACUCUCCUGAAUCCCUCGCCUCCAAAGAGCUUUACAUGCUAAAUAUGGUAUUCGCAAUCGGCUGCGGUGUUAUUGUUGGAGAACCUGUCAAGACAGAGGCAUCCGGCACAGUCAGAAUCGGCACCCAACAAGGAAAGGGACAGUGCGAGCCUGAAGAAUAUCAUGCAAGCGCUAUUGUUCAUCUAGAAUCUUGUCUAAGUUUUAGUGGAGGCGGUCUGGAAGUUUUACAAGCGGUGCUCUUGCUAGCGAAUUUUGCGCUUCUUCGCCCAGUCCCUCCUGGCCUCUGGUACAUCACCGGUGUGGCUGUUCGCCUUGCUGUUGAUCUAGGCUUACAUUACGAAGAGGGUGGCGAAGCGGAAAACUCAGGACCGGAUGACACAGGUGACAAACAGGAUUCAAGCGCCAGGGACCGAGGGCGGCGACAAUAUGUGCGAGACAUGAGACGACGUUUAUGGUGGUGCACCUAUUCGUUCGAUCGACUGGUAAGCACGUGUGUCGGGCGACCAUUUGGUGUUAGCGACCAGGUCAUUACCACCGAGCUUCCAUCCGUACUGGACGACGACUACAUCACUCCCACGGGCUUUGUCGACCCUCUAGUAGAUGACGAACGACCGAGCUACAAACAUGUUGCGCAUCACUAUUUUCGGCUACGAAUGUUACAGUCGGAAAUACUACAGGUUCUUCAAUAUAACCAGGCCCAGAUUGCACGCCAAGGAAAUCAGGUACCCUGCUAUCCUGAAAUGCGCAAUCACGUUCCCUCGCCCUUUCUCGUCAAAUUCGAUUCAUUUCGGUCAUGGAGAAGCAAUAUUGACGAACGCCUAUUCCACUGGAAGUCGUCGGCGCCAACGAGACAAGAGACUGGUGUUGCUUUCUCAACGGAAUUCCUCGAGCUCAAUUACUGGCAAGCAAUUAUUAUGCUGUACAGACAAAGCUUAAGCGUUCCAGCCAUGUUUGAGGGCGAAUAUAACACGUCGCAUGAAGUCAACAGCCCUACAGCCUUUACCGCAGAGCUUCGGGAAGACGAGGACCGUAUCUACCUCAAGGUGGCGGAAGCAGGACAAAAGAUUCUGCGCAUAUAUAGACAGCUCCAUCUCAGCGGUCUUGUCAGUUACACAUAUUUGUCGACUCAUCAUCUGUUCAUGGCUGGUAUCUCGUACCUGUACGCUAUUUGGCAUUCACCGUUGGUACGGAGUCGUCUGUCCAUGGACGAAGUUGAUUUCACCGUUCUGGCCGCCAAGUCUGUCUUCACCGACAUGAUUGACAAAUGCCCACCGGCAGAGACAUGCCGAGACGCAUUUGAUCGGACAGCCAAGGCAACGAUCAAAAUGGCUAGCUCGAAUGGCGGUUUUGGCACCGCGAACCCUCGACCACGCCGGCAGCGCAGAGAGACAACGACUUGGGUCACAGCUCCUGUGCCUGAUGUUUCAGCAAUGAAGUCAAAUUCGCGGCACCUAGGUCAGGCGUCGGAUGGUCAGGGAUACCAGUUUGACCUGGCAAUGGGAGAGAACCUAUCCUCACCAGGGCUAUCGGCGGGCGGUGAUACAUCGGCGCAAAAUACACCGCCAUUGGGCACAUCAAAGACUCUUGACAGUGAUGCCGUCAUGUCAGAGCCACGGAGACACAGCGGGCCAAGCCCUGCAGACGGCUCCAUCAGCCAGGAUGGCAGCUCUAUUGACCCGCUUGUUCACUCGCCUCCAUUGCCUCGCCGCAUGACGACACAUGGAGGCACCAACGCAUUUAUGGGCCAGCAGUUUGGGAUGCAGGGGUCCAUGGACUAUCCAGACAGCCAGACCAUGGAGUUUCUGCAAACACUUGGAGCGACGCCGAAUGGUGACUUUUCGACGGUGGACCAGGCCCAGCUAGACCUCGGAUUCGGGAUCAACUGGGAGGGUAUGCAUAAUGACUUUAGCGAAGGCGGGCACAUUAAUCCCUUUGACACGUUCUUUUUUGGCGGACAGCCGAAUUCCGGGAACAAUAAUAAUAGCAACAACGGUAAUGGGUCUGGAGGAGGCAUGUCGAUGUAG
This is a messenger RNA of Beauveria bassiana ARSEF 2860, 2880 nucleotides long. RefSeq names its product fungal specific transcription factor. The record is from RefSeq and is a predicted model, not a curated record. Lineage: Eukaryota; Fungi; Ascomycota; Sordariomycetes; Hypocreales; Cordycipitaceae. The coding region runs from base 1 to 2880 and encodes 959 amino acids. The transcript has 3 exons. Gene Ontology annotation, biological process: DNA-templated transcription; positive regulation of transcription by RNA polymerase II. Gene Ontology annotation, molecular function: sequence-specific DNA binding; zinc ion binding; DNA-binding transcription factor activity, RNA polymerase II-specific.